This is a messenger RNA of Cottoperca gobio, 1023 nucleotides long. It is a transcript of the gene mixl1, whose product is annotated as Mix paired-like homeobox. The record is from RefSeq and is a predicted model, not a curated record. The transcript has 4 exons. Gene Ontology annotation, biological process: hematopoietic progenitor cell differentiation; endoderm development; endoderm formation. Gene Ontology annotation, molecular function: DNA-binding transcription activator activity, RNA polymerase II-specific; RNA polymerase II cis-regulatory region sequence-specific DNA binding. The coding region runs from base 1 to 1023 and encodes 340 amino acids. NCBI's taxonomy places the organism in Eukaryota, Metazoa, Chordata, Actinopteri, Perciformes, Bovichtidae.
AUGUCUUCAGUUCAUGGGAAUAUGCGCGUCGGGGAUCUGAAUCAUUUCCAGAUGUAUCACGAGGGGCCUAUGCAGAUAAACAGCAUGGUGAACUCAGAUUAUGGAGCUCCAGAUGUUACAAACUACUUCAGCUCUGCAAACUCGCUACCGAGGGCUGAUAAAUGCGUGGCAAUACUGACUCACAGGAGAAAGAGGACCAACUUCACCCAGCAGCAAAUCGAGGUGUUGGAGAAAGUUUACUCAGACACUAAAUAUCCUGACAUCUACCUGCGAGAGAGACUGGAGGCUCUGACCGGGCUACCGGAGUCCAGGAUUCAGGUGUGGUUUCAGAACAGAAGGGCAAAGUCUCGUCGCCAAGUUGGAUCCUCAGUGUCCAUGAAGGUCACCAACCCACCAGCAGCUGGCCCCUUCAGCCAGCUCCAGAGCAGGAUGGGCCCAGAGAAAGUUUAUGACAACAUUCAUGGAGCCGAGGCACACAGGAUAGGAGGCUUUGGACUGGAGGACAGUUUCAGACCUACAAUGCACCAAAACACAGAUAACACUCACAGAACCAGUUUGCCCACCAAACCCAGCAGCUACGAACACAUGUCCGUCUCCUGCAUCUAUGACAAGGAGGGAAGCCAAGUGAAGGCUGAGCAGUUGCAACGGCACGAGCUGAGCGUCAAUGUCCCGUGCUGUAACGUCCAUCUGUAUCCCAAAGAGAACGAGCAUCAUCCCAACAUCGAAGCCAACAUGACCGUCAACCACGGUCCGAAGGGUUUGGUGGAAUAUGACAACUUCCCACCGAACAAGACCAUUGGCCCAGAGAUGAAAGUCGUGAUUCCUCCCAUCCCCUCCCAGAACAACUUCAGCAUGUCAUCGCCAAAGGAUAAUGGAUGCCAAAUCCAGUAUCAACGCGUGAGGGCCGCAGGAGACAGGUUCAGUCACUUCUCCCCGAUCCAUGCCGCUGAGGCACAGGACAUUACCGACUCCGACUCUGACUGGGAAAACGAGGCCAUGGCUGGCUUUGGUGGCUUUAUGUGA